GAGCCAGGUUCUUCAGCCCUCAGUUGACCUGUGCGAGCCUCGCUUCCAAGCUCAAGUACCGGAUACUUGACUUGUUUAUUUGCUUUACAUUUCGUCACGACCCCUUGCUCUUUCUCUAGUUACACCUUCACGACCUUCCCUAACUCUCCUCGAACCCAUUACGAUCACGAUUAACAUGCGUUCCUACACCAUCCUCGCUGUCGCCGCCUCCGUCGCUGCCCCCGCUCUUGUCGCUGCCGCCCCCGUUCAACAGGGCAGCGAUGCUCUCUCCAUCAGCAAGGUCUUCAACAUCGGCUCCGACAUCGCCAACGCCUACUCGAGCUACAAGCAGAACAAGCAGAACAAGGGCAAGCGUGACGACGAGUUCUUCGAGCUCCUUGCCCGUGAGGCCGCAAGCCAGGAUUCGCCCUCUAAGACCGGCGGUGAGGAACCACAGGCUCACCAGGUUGGCGUCCACGCCGCUGCCCCCGGGCCCGAGCACGAGGGCGCGGAGCACGGUGCCGCGCACUCACAGCUCCACACCGGCGAGCACGCCGGUCUACGCGCGAGCAAGCAAACGCACCGGGUCGGCAAGCACGCAGGCCAGCGCGCACACCGCACCGGCAAGCACACCGGCCAGCGCACUCACAGGUACGGCAAGUCCGGCCAGGGCAGGCGCACCGGACGUAAGGGCCUCCAGGCGCACAAGGGCAUGCACGCCCACACUGGCGAGACCGCCGCGCACGAGCACGCGCAUGCGGGCUUGCACGCCGCACACCGCACCGGGGCGCACCCCGACGCCGCCGAGCACUCGCCCGAGGCUCACACCGGCGUGCGCCCGCCCGAGACUCAGAGCCCGGGCGCGACGCAGCACGAGGCGCGCGGGCGGAUCGAGAAGGCCUCGGGCGUCGUCGGGCUCGUGAACGACGCGGCGAACGCGGCGCAGAACGCGCACGCGGCGUGGGACAGCUUCAAGCAGCACCACCGGCGGGGCAAGUUCCACACGGCGGGCAAGGCGCUGGGCCUCGCGAACGACGCGGCGAACGCGGCGAGCAGCGUGCACGGCGCGUGGGACAGCUUCAAGCAGCACCACCGCCGGGGCAAGAUCCACAAGGCUGGCAAGGCGAUUGGCCUUGUGAACGACGCUGCGAACGCGGCGAGCAGCGUUGGCCAGGCGUGGCAGUCGUUCCACGGCCGUGAGGAAUCCCCGUACGAGUUCCUGUGA
Molecule: messenger RNA, 1204 nt
Organism: Rhodofomes roseus
Lineage: Eukaryota; Fungi; Basidiomycota; Agaricomycetes; Polyporales; Fomitopsidaceae
Exons: 4
Coding region: 176-1204 (342 amino acids)
Source: RefSeq, a predicted model, not a curated record